UUUUGUGCAAUUCUCUUAGUCCGAUUCUGGAUUCAGGGCAUGCAUACACACGGCUGUAACAAUAACGCCAUGUCUGUGGUUGGCUCAAGCAAAGGCCCGUUGUCGAUGGCCAUUGCGAAUAACGACAUCAGAGAAUUAAUUAUCCUUUAUCCAACGCCACGAACUUCGAUGGUAUAUAAGUCCUUGGUCAUGGAAGACCAUCCAGCCCUAGAGGUAUUUUGUCCCCGCCCAUUAUCUCGAGUCCCUUGAGAUUCUGCGUUCUUAGCAGCAAGGCGUGGCCUGUCAGAGAGACAUCAUCAUGACGGACAUCGAAACGGGGUUCAAGGGCUCCUCCAUCAAAGCCCACGAUGUCGAAGACACUCAGUCCUCGAAGGUGUCGAUCGAGGUCGGACAGGAACACCUCGCUGGCGUCGUGCCUCCCCAUGAGUCGUAUGAAGGCUUUCACCGAUUCGAUCCCACCGCUACCUGGACCGAACAAGAGGAGAGACGAGUGAUCUGGAAGACCGAUCUGUAUCUACUCACGGCUCUCUGUGUCAUGUUCUUUGGUCUCCAACUCGACCGUGGCAACUUAUCAAAUGCGCUGACGGACAACCUACUGGUCGAUCUGAACAUGUCGAGUAACGACUACAACAAUGGAACCACUAUCCAAUUGGUGUGCUUCUUGUCCGCAGAGUUUCCCGUCCAGCUGCUCAUCAAGAGAUACGGGUUCAAGCGGGUUCUCCCCGUGAUGAUGAUUUGCUGGAGUACUGUAUCCUGGGCGCAAGCAUGGAUGACCAACCGGGCUGCCUUCUACGUGACGCGCGCACUCAUCGGGGCUUUUGAAGGUGGUUUCAUCCCCGGCACCAUCUUGUUCGCGACCUAUUUCUACAAGACGAAGGAGCUCUCCGUGCGCCUGGGAUUCUUCUGGUCCACGCUCAACGUUGCCCGUAUCAUUUCGUCGCUGCUGGCGGCGGGUAUUCUCGAGAUGCGUGGCGUGCAGGGCAAACCGGGCUGGUUCUGGCUUUUCCUGAUCGACGGCCUCAUCACCUUUGCCAUCGGAUUCCUCAGCCUCUUCUACCUCCCCAGCUCGCCCACCAACACGAGCAGCCUCCUCUGCCCGAGAAACUGGUACACCGAACGUGAAGAAGUAAUCAUGAUCAACCGCCUCCUCCGCGACGACCCCUCCAAAGGCCUAACGCACAUCAACGAAUCCGCGACCCUGCACGACAUCAUCUCCGCCUGGAAAGACCCCUCCAUGUGGGGUCUAUAUCUGAUCGGCCUAGCGGCCUACAUCCCCCAAAGCCCGGUCUCCAGCUACCUCUCCCUGACCCUGAAGCGCCUGGGCUUCACCACCUUCGAGUCCAACAUGCUCUCGAUCCCCUCCGCGGCGCUGCAGAUCAUCCUGAUGCUGACCCUGUGCAAGAGCAGCGAGUACUUCGGCGACCGGACCUGGCACAGCCUGUUCGGGGAAUUCUGGUCCCUGCCGCUGCUGAUCGCCCUGCUGUGCCUGCCGGCGGGCGGCUACAACUGGGCCCGCUUCACCAUCACCACGCUGAUCUCGGGGUACCCCUACUUCCACCCGAUCGUCUCCGCCUGGAUCUCCGAGAAUACCUUCGACGUGAAGAAGCGCGCCAUCACCGCCGCCACGUACAAUGUUAUCGUGCAGGUCGGGUCGAUUGUUUCGUCGCAAAUCUACCGCUCCAACGACUCCCCCUACUACUACACCGGCGACAAGGUCCUGGUCGCCCUCUGCGUCUUCUCCAUGGCCGUCUUCGUGGCCCAGCGCGAGUACCUCCGCCACCUCAACCGGCAGAAGGAGCGCAAGUGGGCCCUCAUGUCGGCCGAGGAGCGCGUGCUCUACCAGGCGGACACGGCGGCGCGCGAGCGCGAAGGGAACAAGCGGCUUGAUUUCCGGUUCAAAUACUAGCCACAGCGCAGCUGGGUAUAGAUCCUGUGUUUGGAAGCUUGUUUGCUUUGUGUCGGGAAGACUGCUUCUUGCUUGGGAUUAUUAAUCUGCUGAGGGGGGAUGGUUUGAUCUGAUUGUAUAAGUUCCAAAGGUUUC
Molecule: messenger RNA, 2041 nt
Organism: Aspergillus fijiensis CBS 313.89
Lineage: Eukaryota; Fungi; Ascomycota; Eurotiomycetes; Eurotiales; Aspergillaceae
Product: putative MFS transporter
Exons: 7
Coding region: 299-1906 (535 amino acids)
Biological process (GO): transmembrane transport
Cellular component (GO): membrane
Molecular function (GO): transmembrane transporter activity
Source: RefSeq, a predicted model, not a curated record